Endocarpon pusillum Z07020 is the source of this 1917-nucleotide messenger RNA. RefSeq lists its product as uncharacterized. Gene Ontology annotation, molecular function: acyl-CoA oxidase activity; FAD binding; fatty acid binding. The record is from RefSeq and is a predicted model, not a curated record. Gene Ontology annotation, biological process: fatty acid beta-oxidation using acyl-CoA oxidase; lipid homeostasis. NCBI's taxonomy places the organism in Eukaryota, Fungi, Ascomycota, Eurotiomycetes, Verrucariales, Verrucariaceae. Gene Ontology annotation, cellular component: peroxisome. The transcript has 3 exons. The coding region runs from base 1 to 1917 and encodes 638 amino acids.
AUGCCUUCGAAUCCGGAUUGGGUCCAGAAUCUGAAGCCUUCUGGGCCACAAGGCUCAGACCUCUUGCAGCAGGAGCGCAACCAAUCCAACCUUGACGUGGAUAAACUUGCAGAGUUUCUCUUUACGAAAGAGUGCCUCGAUAGGCAGGACAAUUUACUGAACAUUCUUCGAGCCGAGAAGGUGUUCGAGAAAUCACAAAACUAUUUCAAUGGAAGAAAUGAAAGAAUUCUGGAUGCCCUGAGCAGAGCAAAGCGACUGCGGCAGCUGUCUGUCCAGCAUGCCUGGACACAGGAAGAAUAUCAAAUGGCAAAUGAGUUAAUCAGUGAACCGACUCCCUAUGGUCUUCAUGCUUCUAUGUUCUUGGUCACUUUAAGAGAUCAGGGAACUCCUGAGCAGCAUAAGUUAUUCCUCGAGAAGGCCCAAAAGUACGAAUACAUUGGAUGCUAUGCACAAACUGAGUUGGGCCAUGGCUCCAACGUGAGAGGCCUGGAGACAACGGCAACAUGGAACCAGGAGGAUAGGACCUUCAUUCUUCACUCGCCCCAUCUUACAGCAUCGAAAUGGUGGAUUGGAUCUCUAGGACGGACAGCAAACCAUGCCGUGGUCAUGGCACAAUUGAAAAUCAAUGGCAAGCCCAAAUUUGGAUACAACACAAUGGACAAUGGUUUCCUGUUGCUUAACAGAGUCAAAGUCCCCCAUGUCAACAUGUUAGCACGAUUCUCCAGUGUUGACCCGCAAACGGGGAAGUAUCUGAGACCAUCCUCGCCAUCUUUGGUUUAUGGCACGCUGACAUAUGUGCGAUCGACCAUCGUCAUGCAAGCUGGCAGUGUUUUAGCACGAGGAGUGACGAUAGCCACACGAUACUGCGCAGUCAGGAGGCAAUUUCAGGACAGAGAUGCAGAAGGUUCGGAUACGGGAGAAAAUCAAGUGCUGAAUUACACCAUGGUGCAGAUUAGGCUACUGCCACUCCUUGCAGCCACAUUCGCACUCCAUUUCACGGGAAAGGGCAUGAUGGUUCUGUACCAUGAGAAUCAGAAGCGCAUGGAAGGCGACGCAGGCAAAGCAUCCGACACUGAUCGUGGUGCCGGUCCAGAAGAACUCCACCCGGGCACAGACCUUCUCGCAGACCUGCAUGCCACCUCCUGCGGUCUGAAAGCCCUUGCCAGCACCACCGCCGCUGAAGGCCUCGAAGUCUGUCGUAGAGCCUGCGGCGAGUUGUCCGCACGCUCCGUCCUCCAAGGCACCGCCGCUGACAAUGACACAACCCGCAUCCUCCGCCAUUUCCUCGCACGUCAGGAUAUGGGCGCGGCCUUCGACGUACUAACCUCAGACACUGACCUCGUCGCCGCCUUCGCCUGGCGCACCGCCUUCCUUAUUUUCGAAGCCCUCAAGCACCGCGACGAGGACAAGAGAUCCUGGAAUUCCUUACUCGUCGAUUUCUGGCGCCUUAGCACCGCUCACUCGCAGUACCUCGUCAUCAAAAACUUCCACGCCACCCUCGACGACCCCAUGACCAAAUCCUCCCUCGACCCGGAAACGUUAUCUCUUCUACACAAACUCUUCCGCCUCCACGCCCUCCACACCCUCGAGCGCGAAGCCUCGGAGUUCUUCGCCAGCGCCGCCACCACGGUCCGCCAGAUCCAGCUCGCACACACAAAGGCGGUCAUGAAGCUUCUGGAGGAGAUUAGACCGCAUGCUGUGCGGUUGGUGGAUGCGUGGCGAUUUCCUGAUUGGCAGCUCGAUAGUAGUCUAGGGAGGUAUGAUGGCAAGGUUUAUGAGGAUAUGUUUUAUCGGGCGAGUGAGUUGAAUCCGCUGAACCAGGUCACUUUUGAUCCGUAUCCGGAUAGCGGGAUUUUGGUUAGGAGGGGUGAGAGGGAGACAAGUAGGCAGAGGGUGGGAAGAGAUAGUAAGUUAUGA